Molecule: messenger RNA, 10975 nt
Organism: Coregonus clupeaformis (lake whitefish)
Lineage: Eukaryota; Metazoa; Chordata; Actinopteri; Salmoniformes; Salmonidae
Gene: chd2
Product: chromodomain helicase DNA binding protein 2
Exons: 38
Coding region: 3709-9183 (1824 amino acids)
Biological process (GO): regulation of transcription by RNA polymerase II; nucleosome organization
Cellular component (GO): chromatin; nucleus
Molecular function (GO): chromatin binding; ATP-dependent chromatin remodeler activity; ATP hydrolysis activity
Source: RefSeq, a predicted model, not a curated record
CCCUUGAAUGAGUAGGUGUUCUAAAACUUUUGACCAGUUGUAUGUGUGUAUAUAUAUAUAUAUAUAUAUCUCUUCAGUAAAAAGGUAAAAUAACCCUGUAUUAAUUAGACCCAACCCAUCCCUACUAAUGGAUUUCUGUGCAUGUCCCCUGAGUUAGAACUUCAAACUAAGGGCCCAAUGGAUAUUUCCUUGUACUUUGAAUAUGAGAUGCUUUCUCGUAAUCAGUAGUUUUUUUUGGGAGGAUCCUCCAAAAAUCCUCACUUUGUUUUCACUUGCUAGUCAUGAACUGAGAUCUUGGGUCGGAACCUGCCUCUAAUUUUUCUUGGUUCAUGUGAAUGACAUUUUGAGGACUCUUUAUUAUUCUCGUUCUUAUUAAAAUUAUUAUUCUCGUACCACAUACCCAUUUUUGUGAUUUCCUCUCUUCCUUGGUGAAUCUCUUCUGGUCGUGUGGAAGUUUUCGUGGCAGGGUGCAUGCAGAGGAAGUACAUUUAGCAUAUUUUGUGCAGUUUAACUCCAUGCAUGAUUACUAUUGGCAUAGUUUUGUGUUUCGUUAACAAAUCAAGCUGGAAUAGUUUAGAUACAACUCUAAAAGUUCAUCAAUAUCAGUUGGCUGAAAGUUUUUUAAAUAAUUUUGCAGGAUUAUGAGAUUAACUCAUGCCAGCGUGUGCUCAAUUUGAUACCUGUGAACCCCCUAGUGGGCAGUUUAAGUAGUUUGGCCUAGCCUGACAGUAAAAUAAUAAUAAAAAAUCCUGUCAAGUUAAUGUCACCACCUUAUUGUAUAUUUAUUCUAAUGAACAUACUGUAAACCCAAAAGUAGAUCACAAACCAUGGGUUGCAUUAAUGUUUAUUGUUGUCAGAUAAAACUACUUUACAUUAUCCAUGCUAAAAUAAGUUAUACUGAACUGUAAUAUGUUUUGAUGAAGACAUUUUGGAACAUUCCAUUUGCUUAGCUUUUACUUGUGCAUGCAAUUUAGUUGUAUUUCCUGUUUUGUCUUUGUUGCUGUUUUCAAAUUAUUCAGUUGUAAAAUGUGUUGAAUGGUUGCUAUUAAAUUGCAUAAUGCUGCGUUCAUGUGCUCUCGGAAUCAUCGGAAACUUGGGACUGGGAUACCUCUGGAAAGCUCCCAGAAUCGCCGUAAUUACGAGUUUCCGACAUCCAAAACCAAUCAUAACGAGCUUCCAAGUAGCAAAUAGUCGUCGUACUCCUGAGUUUCCUACUUCCAGGGAGCAGGUGAACGAAGCAUAAGAAUAUUUGACGUUCGAUUUUUCGUUAAAACACUAUCGUGAGAAUCAGAGUUUUGUAAAGGUUUUAAAUGAUUGCUUUUUGUGGAAAUUUUAACAGCUGACUUGCAUUACUUUUAGUAUUCCAUCCCCCCAAAAAUAUUCACUUAGUUGUCUAACGUUCAUAUUUGAAAAUCAUGAGCAUUUAUUGGCAUUUAAAACAGAAAUUGCACUACUAGAAGGCACAAAGCCAUUUGAGGCGAAUAGGGCUGAAUCUUAAAAUGAUAAAUAAUAAUACUAUGCCAUUUAGCAGACGCUUUUAUCCAAAGCGACUUACAGUCAUGCGUGCAUACAUUUUUGUGUAUGGUGCAUGAUAUUCACAUUUUGUCCAAUCUGUUUGCAUAUUACCCAUUGUAUAUGUAUGGGUAGUAAGGAUUCAUCCCUUAAUGCUCUUAGAUAAACAUCCUGGAUUUUUUUGCAUUGAUUUGAAUAGCGAUAUUUGUCACUGCUAUAAUAUAGACAUUUUAACUUAUGGGUUUCAUUACCAACUCGACUUUCAGCUAGCUAUUCAGUUGGAAUCUUUUUUGGUGUUAUUGACGCUAUUUUCGCAGGGAAAUUCCAACUGAUGGGUUAGGACAAAAGUGAAUUCCUAAUUUAAUGUAAUUGGGGUUUUCGACUCAUUUCCUUUUUCUUAAUUCCAUUAAAGACCCCAUUCUACUGGACAUUGAAGUGAAGACCACUGCUUUGUCAUGAAGAUGGCGGUGUUGAUUUGGGCGCUAAUUGGAUUUUUGAAAAGCUGACUUGGAUUUUUCUGGAUUUUAUUUUACUGGAUAAGAUGCAUCAAUUGGAAUUACUUUGACAUGGACUCUUGUGCUUUGGAUGUGCUGGCAAUUCUUUGGACUCAAUUGUUUGAAUAUUGUAAUGGUUGCUUUUACUGCAUUCAGUUACACUGUACUUUUCUACUUCUGUGAUUUUCCUAAUGGGAUAUGUUAUUUAUGUUAAAUAAAACAAUGCAUUUUUUACUUCUGACUACCUUUCAUUGAUCAAUAUGCUACCCAAGAAUGUUACAAGACUAUUGUCUUUUUGCUAAAUGUGAGAAUUCUCUCAAACUGAAUCAAUUUUACUCAAAUGAAAUCAAGUUUUGGGUAUUUUCUGGGGCUUCCGAUUACUCCUAAAUUGACAUUAAUAGUGCUAGCUAAUAAUUAGACCUAACUUUACAUAGGAUCGAGGGAAUUAGUAGAGGGUAAAUGCAAGUAAUCAUUUCCGCAACUUUUUAUUUUGUGAACAUUUACACCUAUUACGCAAAAGUUUUUUUGCUCAAGUGUUUGUUACUUGUCUCCAUCUCGAGCAAUAUUUAGCUACUUUUUUUUUCUACCAUUACAUCCCUGGUCAGAUUAAUUUAAUUGACAAGUUUAUUACAUCAUACAGUUUUUGUAGGACUUCUGUGUUCACAAUCCGGCUCAUGAUUAGCAAACAUUGAAAAAAACGUACGAAAUACUGAAGUCAAGUUAAAGGGUAUGGCUUCUAAUGAUCAACACAUUCCAUGGUGAAGGGGCUGGCUAAUCCAUACAAUUAUACUCAUCAUUUCUACAUAACACACAGAGUUAAAACUGAGUUUUUGGCAAGAACUGAAAUGGUGGCCAAGGCUCUGCCUCUAAAAUGGCUCCUGAAGUCAUAUUUCCUGUCUGAACAGGAAGUGAUGGGUCUUAGUGUUUAAUACAAUUUUUGUAAUAUUGUACAUAUUCAACCCUUUAAAAAGAAAAAUCAAUAUGGAUCUGACUUUGGCAAAGACUAAGGCUAUCCUCUUGAAGUGAAGCAACGUUUUAUGAAAGAAUAACGUACUAUAGGUUUGCAGUUUUUAUACAAAAUAAAGGGGGUGGGACUUGGGACAUCACCUGAGUGUGGGGUAAAUGGAAAUAACGUCAAUCAAAGGCAAAGCUUUCAGAGCUAGGAAGGAGCUCUAGAUGGCGGAUGAGCCUUGGGAAGGGGAGCAAUUCAUUGGGCUUUUGUCAGCCCUUUUCUUUUUCAUGACAUCAAGCUGGAAUAUGCCGCGCUAUGAAUAUUUUUUUAUUUAAAAUAAGAACUAUUACUAUAGUGAACAGUAGAUUAGGUUUUUUGCUUUAUUUAAUGAGUUUUUCGUCGUGUAGAUCCGUUUUGCAGAGUGUAUACGCGAGUCGUUGUCUUCUCUGCCUAGGUCUGGCAGCCAUGGCGCUCCUCCAUUUUUCGUGUGCUCUGUGAAGAGCUCUAGUCUUUCGUCUCACGAUCACUUGUGUUGAGGCUUCAAUAUCCUAUUAUCAACAUUGGUAUUUUUUUCCUAAUGUUUAUUUUCAUUCAACCUUUUCUAAAUGGCUCUUUUUUUUGUCAUUAGUAUUAAAUAGUCUAUAGCCUACUUUGCGGAUGUGAAUCUAAUACUUCAUUAUACCUUACUGUACAUGGAAUAGCAAAUACCAGCACAUACGAUAAUCAAUCCAACGUUUUCAAGAUAACACGAUGAUGAAGAAUAAGAAUAAAAAGCAAGAAGAUGACGGUUCGACUCAAAGCAAUGCAUCAAGCAAUUCGGCCUCAGAAGAAUCGAACCACUCUGGGUUGGAGUCUGGGAGUCAGUCGGAGAGUGAGCAGGGCAGGGAGAGGAGAAGAUCGCACCACUCAGGAGAGUCCAACAGCUCUUCUGAAUCUGGGAGCCAGUCUGGGUCUGAGAGUGAAUCCCAGCAGGCCUCGGCAGAGGUCAAGGACAGACCACCAGUUAAAAAGAAAGACAAUCUGUCAGAUGUGAAGAAGAUGUGGGAAGAGCAUCCAGAUGUCUAUGGGGUCAGGCGGUCAAAUCGCAGUAGACAAGAACCUGCUCGUCUCAAUAUUGGAGCUGGGGGUAGCAGUGACUCCGAAGGUGAAAGUCCUAAAAGAAAAGCACCACGACAGAAGAAGAAAGAAAAUACCUGGAAAAGUGAUGAAUCGGAUGAUGAUGAUGAUGAUGAUGAGCAGGAGGAGGAGGAUGCCAGCAGUGCAGACAGUGAGCAGGAAGAGAAAAAAGUUAGAUCCAGACGACUUCCUGCUAGAAGACCACAGACCAAAUCAUCUACAGUCAAAAAACAGCAGCCUCCGAAGGGAAGGAAAACCAGGAAACAAGAGUCAUCUGUGGAGGAAGAUGAUGAUGACGACGACGAUGAUGAUGAUGAUGAAGAUACCCCAAAGAGACAAACCCGGCGAAGGGUGGCUGCCAAAGUCAGUUACAAGGAGGACCAAAAUGACUUUGAGACGGACUCUGACGACCUGAUAGAGAUGGAGGGAGCUGAGGUGGAGCCGGAAGAGGACAGCGAGACCAUUGAGAAGAUCAUGGACACCAGGACAGGCAAAAAAGGAGCCUGCGGGGCUUCCACUACCCAGUAUGCUGUGGAGGAAAACGGGGACCCAGGAGCAGACUUUGACCCAGAGAAGGAUGAGGGAGAGACCCAUUACCUGAUCAAGUGGAAAGGCUGGUCCUACAUCCACAACACCUGGGAGAGCAUCGACUCCCUCACUCAACAGAAGGUCAAGGGACUCAAGAAACUAGACAACUUCAAGAAGAAGAAUGAUGAGCUUAAUGCUUGGUUGAGCAAAGCAUCCCCUGAGGAUUCAGAAUAUUACAACUGCCAACAAGAGCUAACCACUGAUUUAAAUAAGCAGUUCCAUAUUCUGGAGAGAGUCAUUGCGACUAAAACCGGGAAGACACAGGGACCCUCGGAUUUCCCCUCUCACAGCCACAAGAAUGGUGCUUCGACCAAUGAGCCAGAGUACCUGUGUAAGUGGAUGGGCCUGCCCUAUUCAGAGUGCACCUGGGAGGAUGGAGCUCUGCUGGGGAAGAAGUUCCAGCACUGUAUAGACAGCUUCACCUACAGGAACUCCAGUAAAACAGUCCCCUCCAAAGACUGCAAAGUGAGUGAGGUGUUGAAACAGAGGCCCAGAUUUGUUGCACUAAAGAACCAGCCAUUGUACAUUGGGGAUGAGAACCUACAGCUGAGAGAUUACCAGUUAGAUGGACUGAACUGGCUGGCUCACUCCUGGUGCAGGUGCAAUAGUGUGAUCCUGGCUGAUGAGAUGGGUCUGGGGAAAACCAUCCAGACCAUCUCAUUCCUGUCCUACAUGUUCCACCAGCACCAGCUGUAUGGGCCCUCCCUGGUGGUGGUGCCCCUGUCCACCCUCACCUCCUGGCAGAGAGAGUUUGACACCUGGGCCCCCGACAUGAAUGUGGUGGUCUACCUGGGAGACGUGAUGAGCAGGAAAUCGAUCCGUGACUAUGAGUGGGUAUGCCAUCAGACGAAAAGAAUAAAGUUCAAUGCACUUAUAACCACGUAUGAAAUCCUACUGAAAGACAAGGGGGUGUUGGGGAACAUAAACUGGUCUUUCCUGGGUGUGGACGAAGCUCACAGGCUAAAGAAUGACGACUCCCUGUUGUACAAAACCCUGAUCGAGUUCCGGUCCAACCACAGACUUCUAAUCACAGGGACACCACUGCAGAAUUCUCUCAAAGAGCUGUGGUCCCUUCUGCACUUCCUCAUGCCUGACAAGUUUGAAAAUUGGGAAGAUUUUGAAAGUGAGCAUGGUAAAGGGACUGACAAUGGCUACCAGAGCCUCCACAAAGUCCUUGAGCCCUUCCUCCUGAGGCGUGUCAAGAAGGAUGUGGAGAAAUCCCUGCCUGCCAAGGUAGAACAGAUCCUCCGUGUGGACAUGUCUGCCGUGCAGAAGCAGUACUACAAGUGGAUUCUUACCAGGAACUUCAGGGCCCUGCAGAAAGGCACCCGAGGCAGCUCCUCUGGCUUCCUCAACAUUGUCAUGGAGCUGAAGAAGUGCACUAACCAUGGUUUCCUUAUCAAACAGCCUGAGGAGGAGUGUGACACUCCACAGGAGCACCUGCAGGCGUUGGUGAGGGGCAGUGGGAAGCUGGUUCUUCUGGACAAGCUGCUGACCAGACUUCGGGAGAGGGGCAACCGAGUCCUCAUCUUCUCCCAGAUGGUGCGCAUGUUGGACAUCCUGGCUGAGUACCUGGCCCUGAAGCGCUACCCAUUCCAGCGCCUGGAUGGCUCCAUAAAGGGAGAAAUACGAAAACAAGCACUUGACCACUUUAAUGCUGAAGGCUCUGAGGAUUUCUGUUUCCUGCUGUCCACAAGAGCUGGAGGUUUGGGUAUCAACCUGGCCUCUGCAGACACUGUGGUCAUCUUUGACUCUGACUGGAACCCUCAGAACGACCUGCAGGCUCAGGCCAGGGCUCACAGGAUCGGCCAGAAGAAGCAGGUGAAUAUCUAUCGCUUGGUCACAAAGGGAUCUGUGGAGGAGGACAUUAUUGAGAGAGCCAAGAAGAAGAUGGUUUUGGACCAUCUUGUAAUUCAGAGAAUGGACACCACUGGUCGAACUGUACUGGAUAACAACUCCGGAAAUUCAAAUUCCAACCCAUUCAAUAAAGAUGAGUUGACUGCCAUCCUGAAGUUUGGAGCUGAAGAUCUGUUCAAAGAGGCAGAGGGAGAGGAGACUGAACCUACGGAGAUGGAUAUUGAUGAGAUCUUGCGGUUGGCUGAAACCAGAGAAAGCGACCAGGGAUCAAGUGCCACAGAUGAGCUUCUCUCUCAGUUCAAGGUGGCCAACUUCUCCAACAUGGAGGAGAGUGCUCCAGAGCUGGUGGAGCGGACAGUGCCUGACUGGGACGACAUCAUCCCUGAGGACCAGCGGCGGAGGCUGGAGGAGGAGCAGAAGCAGAAGGAGAUGGAGGACAUUUACAUGCUGCCUAGAAGCAGAAGCUCCAACAAGAGGGCCCAGGCCAACGACAGUGACAGUGAUGUUGGCUCCAAGCUGAAGCACCGCUCCUCUGGCUCUGAGAGCGAGACGGACGACAGCGGCGAUGACAAGAAGCCAAAGAGGAGAGGAAGGCCCAGAGCCCGCAAGAACAACGUGGAGGGAUUCACUGAUGCAGAGAUCCGCAGGUUCAUCAAGGCUUAUAAGAAAUUUGGAGCUCCGCUUGAAAGGCUGGAGGGCAUUGCCCGGGACUCUGAGCUGGUGGACAAAUCCCAGGCAGACCUGAAGAGACUGGGAGAGCUGAUCCACAGCAGCUGUGUGACGGCUGUCCAAGAGCAUGAAGAGCACCUCAGAGAGAACCCCAGUGAAGCCAAAGGUCCUGGGAAGCGCAGAGGUAUUAACAUCAAGAUCUCAGGAGUGCAGGUCAAUGCCAAGUCCAUCAUCCAGCAUGAGGAGGAGUUUGAGCCAUUGCACAAAGCUGUGCCAGCCAAUCUUGCUGAGAGAAACCAGUUCCAACUGACCUGCAGAGUGAAGGUGCCUCACUUUGACGUGGACUGGGAUCUGCAGGAUGACACUCAACUGUUGCUGGGGGUCUAUGAGCAUGGCUACGGCAACUGGGAUCUGAUGAAGACAGACCCAGAUCUCAAACUUGCAGACAAGAUUCUCCCCGAUGACCCAGAGAAGAAACCUCAAGGGAAGCAGUUGCAGGCCAGAUCAGACUACCUUCUGAAGAUGCUGAAGAAAGAAGCGGACAGUAAAGAUGUCACUAAGGAGGAGGCCAAAGUGAAGAAGAGGAAGCCUCGGGUGAAGAAAGAGAACAAGGCCCCUAAAGAUGAGCAGGGCAAUGACAUCUCCUCCCCCCGCAUGUCAGACAACCCCUCAGAGGAAGGGGAGGUGAGGGAUGACGGGACAGAAAAAACUCCCACAAAAAAGAGACAGAAGAAAAAGGAGAACAAAGAGAACAAAGAAAAACAGGGAACUCCUAAAAAAGAGAAGGACGUGGACAAAGACAAAAAACGUCCCAAGGCAAAAAAAGAAAAGGCUAAAGAAGCCAAAGGGAAGAAGCCCCAGGGGCCGGUCCACAUUACUGCUGGGAGUGACCCUGUUCCCAUCGGAGAGGAGGACGAUGAGCUGGACCAGGAGAACUUCAGCAUAUGUAAGGAGCGCAUGAGGCCGGUGAAGAAGGCCCUGAAACAGCUAGAUAAGCCUGACGAGGGCCUGUCGGUUCAGGAGCAGCUCCAACACACACGCACCUGCCUGCUGAAGAUAGGAGACCGCAUCACUGAGUGCCUUAAAGCCUACAGCGACCCAGAGCAUGUCAAAACAUGGCGUCGGAACCUCUGGAUUUUUGUGUCUAAGUUCACAGAGUUCGGAGCGAGGAAGCUUCACAAGCUGUACAAGAUGGCUCAAAAGAAGCGUUCUCGGGAGGAGGAGAAGGAGCAUAGAAAAAAGGGGGAUGACCCGUCGGGCAGGAAGAAGCCUUUCAGAGCAGAGCCGUCUGGUUCCAGUCGAGACUCCACCGGCACCCAGCCAUCAUCCAAGUCUCAUCCAGGCAUGCCCCACCCCUCUCCCACAUCCCCCCAUGGUCCCCACAGAGAAGGCUACAACCAGUCCAACAAGCGACACUUUGGAAAUGAUGAUCGAGGAGAUUGGCAGAGAGACCGUAAAUACAACUACCCUGGAAAUAGCAACCAGCCCUGGCAAGGCGAGCGACAUCAUCCAUACGACACCCAUCGGUAUAAGGACCAUCACUAUGGCGACCGUCGUCUGCGUGAAGACUCCUACCGCAGCAGCUCUAGUAGUUAUCGUAGUGGCGGCAGCAGCAGCUCCCCUCGGAAGAGGCCAUAUGACCAGUAUGACAGCGACCGAGAACACAGGGACCGUCGGGCCUAUUACGACAGACAUCCAGACUCAAAGCGGAGACGCAGCGAUGACUUCCGUCCUCCCCAAGACUUCAGGGGGAGUGGAGGAGGCCAUCCCCAGGACUUCAGGGUGAGGAUGCCAGAGCACAGGGGUCCCCCGGGGCCAGCAGGGCCAGAACACUUCACCCGGCCCUAUCCAGACAACAAACCCCCUCCCCUGCUGGACCCACGCUCCCCACAGGCUCAGAAGUCCCCCCAGGACUCGCGCUCGCCAACCGCAGAGCGGACUGCAGAGUUGAAAGCAGCUGGGGCUGAUUUAAACUGGAACAACAGGAAGACAUGAGGACUGCCGCUGAAGGGCAAUGUGAGUGUAUUCUGUUCAGGUGAUGAACACAGUGGGAACUCCACAUGCUGCUGAAGGACAGGUCUGGGCUGGCUAGACUCACUGGUUUGCUUGGCCUGACAUACCCUCACAGUCAGAAGGGGAGUUGACAAAUACUCUGUUUACCAGCAAACACCAAACUCUCCAAACCCCUCCUCCAGGUGUGACUGUGUUAGCGAACUGUUUCUGUGCCCAUGUAGAACAGAGUUCAGCAUCUUGAAAUCUAUUACACCGUUUAUUUUUCUUUAGUUGAAAUGACAGGUGAUCAGUCAGUGUUAGCGCUGAGUCUGUAGAAUGCCUAUGGAUGAUUAGUCCCAUGGACUAUUAUCUGGGGAAAGCUUACAAUGCCUAAAAGGUCGAUGUUGAGUGAUCUUGGAACAUAAAAAGUGCCUGAAGUAUUUGGCCUUUUGAAUGUUAGAGGUAUGGGAUUAUUCCCAAAGGAACCAUGACUUAGAUUUUCUUUGUGUUUAGCUUUAUGCCAUUAUAACGAUGUCCAUAGAAACGUUUCUGUAAAAAUUGUUUAUCAUGUCACCCUCACCUUGAAAUGUUUAUGAAUCUUAAUGUUGACCUGGUUGUGAAACUAUCAUAAUUUCAUAAAGAAAUGCACCUUCUUCCCCAAAUCAAAAUGGGAGUGCAUCCUUAUGUCGAGAUUGAAGAGGAAUAGUAAAUGAGUCAGCUGCCAGUACCUAGUCCUCAGAAUGACUAUUUAAAAGGUUUUAAUGAGCAUUUCUCAUUAGUGUUGAUAGUCAUUCUUCUGUAAAGACAUGCAUCAUUGCAAGUUUCAUUUUUAAGUUGAUAAAACCACUUACUCGCUGAUAAGUUGAGGACCUAAUGAAAAGGACAACUUUCUAAGCAGUAUUUAAGGUCAUUCCUUGUGCAAAGGUUCAGAAGAACACUAUGACUAUGUUUAAGCUAUCCCUAAUAACAUUUAUUUGUAGAUGUGCAAAGAAUUAAGCUAUUUCAACCAUUUUACUCUGUCUUAUGAAUGAAUGGUACUUUUGCAUCUUACAUUGCACUAGAAGUACUGCACUCUACCGCUUUAUUCCACCCAUAAAAGUAUUGAACUAUGUUUUUUUUCUUAUUCUCUAUAGUUAAAAGAUUGUUUGAUUCCCAGCGACAGCAAUGUAACUAACUGCUGGUAGAUUUUCGAAGGUACAUUUGAGUGUUUACUGAUGUGGUUGAUGACAAGCUGUUAUUGGUCAAUCUGGUUCAGUGCCAAACCAGAGACUGGCCCUGCUCUGGUUCUUCUGAUUGCUGGUGUUUUGGUGUGCUUCUCCAUUUGUGCCUUAUUUCUGUGUAUGGGUUCAUACUGUAUAUGGGUUCAUACUGUAUAUGGGAUCAUACUGUAUAUGUGUUCAUGUACAUUACUGUACUCUACUACAGAGAUGAUGCCGUAUUAAACAGUCAUGUUUUGAGAUUGUUCUCAAUGGAUGAUUGUGGAAUGCUUGUUAAGCGAAAACUGGUGGUGGGAACAAAUUUGUUUGUCAUGUUCUUCUGCAACUCCCCAAAAGCUUUUGGGAAAAGGAUAAACAGCAUUACACAGGUGAAUCUGUGUAUUAUGUCCUCUGUGGGCAGAUCUGUUACAAGGAAUAGCCAACCAACACCACCUUCCUUUUCUCCAUGCUACAGUCCCUGGACCUGUCCUCUUGAAAACAAGCCUAAAUAAUUUAUAUUUGUGAAAGCCACUCUUCACAUGAAAUGUACUGUAAAAAUGUUAAUAGACAUAUGUAUUAAACUUUCCUACAUUAUGAAA